Messenger RNA from Drosophila santomea, 753 nucleotides. RefSeq lists its product as uncharacterized. The coding region runs from base 122 to 505 and encodes 127 amino acids. The record is from RefSeq and is a predicted model, not a curated record. The transcript has 3 exons. Lineage: Eukaryota; Metazoa; Arthropoda; Insecta; Diptera; Drosophilidae. Gene Ontology annotation, biological process: septate junction assembly.
CCAGUUCACUUGCGUACGCCGUGGAAUCAACACGCAUCAGCAAAUCCAGCGCAUCUGCCGACCUGAUCCAGUCCAGAUCCCUUAAAAGCCACCAACGAAAGCGAAAUCUCAACUGAGCGCCAUGGAGUUCAACAAUCGCCUGUUGCUGAAAAUCAUCGAGCUGGCCAUCGCCAUCGCAUGUAUUGUGCUGUACGAGACGGUUGGCAACUUGUCCUCCCAUGCGGUGAUUGUGGCCGGCACCAUUGGUGGCUACACGGUCAUCUGCGGCGUCCUCUUGGUUGGCCAUGUGAUCAACUCGCUGGUGGAGAAGCGCCUGAACGCCCUGUUCUCGCUGAUCGGCUGCCUGCUGUUCGUGGCCUCCGGAGCUAUGGUGAUCGAUGAGUGGCAUGGUGGUGUCAAUAUCAUAACAACGGACAGGAAGCGCCAGGCCAUCGGAGCCGGUUCCCUGAUGAUCAUCAAUGCGGCCGUCUUCCUUCUGGACACCCUCUGCAUCUGCCGGACGUAAAGAUUCCGUUCCGUCGUAUAUGUACUCCAUAUAUACAUACAUUUUUUUUUUUGCAAAUCGAAUAACUCGUGUUGUUAAAACAUAAUGAAAGAAGAAUCUAUUGUAAAUGUUAACGUAUAUAUAUGUUUUCUUUUGCUGUGCGUACAACAGUUUUAUAUGUAUUUAUACGUGUCUUAAGCUAAUCUCAGAUAUGCGCACGCAGAUUAUUUACAGGAAUCCAUUAAAUAUAUACACAUACACAACAUAUA